ACACGGACACGAGCUGGGCCAUCGUUUUCUCCUAGAACCCUUGUUUUCGAGUACAGAGACUGAAAUUAGACUCUCACAGCUACCACACAGCAAUUUAUCACAAAUUCACCUUGCGCGUACUGUCGGCUCUGGACACGCUUGCCAGUGCCGGACCCCCCCCCCCCCCCCGAUACCCACCGCAAGCCGGGAUCCAUCCCGACAACCUAGGACGCGGUCGCAUCCUUUUCUUCAAGCCUCUAGGGAUCGCUCGGAAUGCUGUCCGCUCUGCGUCACCUGGCUCGCCUGGGCGCCAGCGCUGCGGGGCCCUUGCGCAGCAUGGCCCUGGGCAGCGGCACUGUGGCGGUGGCUGCUGCGGCUGCGGAGGCGGAGCGCCGCCGCCAGGAGAUGCUUGGAUCGCAGCAAGAGGCUCCGCUUGCCUUGGACAGCUCCUUUCAGAUGCAUCAGAUGGACAAUUUGGUAUGAUGUUUGUGGUAUUGUCAACUGGUUGCAGCUCUGGCAGUACAAGGCUCGACAUUUGCACUGCAUUCCCGUUGGCAAAUCCUCGACUGGUCAUUGGGUCACUGGCCCCUGUUUGGACGCUGAUAGACGGUGUGCCAUCAAGCAUCCUUUUUUUCCAUUCCACGCCCGUUUCAAUAACGUUUGCUGGUAUUGCUUUUACUUGGGCUUGCGCUUGUGGCUUGACGUCAAGGACGGCACAUACUGCUCCGGUUGAAUGUGCUCAGCCCAAGAUGGGCGCUGCAGGUGCUGACAGCCCCCGUACGGCGGUGGCCCCACUUCCAUGGCGUUUGCGUAAUAAUUGCCGGGGUGCACAAUUAGCUCACAAGCUUAAUUGGAUGGCUGGCUUGAGCCCGCGUGCGCAAAUGCGACAUGGCCUUGCAGAUAUUGCAGUGACAGUGCUGAAACCAACACCUGGCAGCAAUGCCGUUUUGUUUUCUGUACUACGGUACUUCAUAUGGUUUUCAGGUUACAUUAAUUUGCGCCUUUAGCUGCGCGUGCUUCGCCAAACCCACAGGUACUUGGCCACACACUGCUUAUUUUGGUUUCUUGAGUUUUGUGUUAUGAGGACCUGGGCGCGGUCCAUGCUGCCGUGGGCCACCGCCAUUGCCGGCCAAGCAAGCUGAAAUUGUUCCUGUUGAGUACAGUGGCGCACGCGUGGGUGGGCUCGUGUGCUGCCUGCCCGUUUCUCAAAGCGCUUUGAUGGUCUCCUGGAGGAGAGCACGGUUGUUGGUGAUAAGGUCUGGGCUUGGGCGCUUUGGAUUGCCAAUAGCAAUUGGGCUGCUCGAGCAGGGUUAAUGCUGUGUUUUGAGGGCUGCGUGCCAUGCUUCAUCCACUGCGCCUGGCAGGCACCGGUAGCACCGGUAUGGCCGGGUGUAGUGCGGCGGUAGGUGAACGGCAUGCAAUGGCGGCCGGGUUGUGUUCUCGGGAAGAAACGGGGCCGUAUUGCACGACAGAGCGUAAAGUUAAGACCCAUCCGUGUAACCAAUAAUCAACUGAAGGACUCGUCCAUGUGGGGUGGUGAGAACAUACGGGUGCCGAGAACUGCUUGUGGCAUUCUGCACAGACGCUGAUGCCAGCUACAUACUGAUUUCGGGGUCCUGGACGGUUGCCGAGGACCAGUUGAAUCCGAUGGGACAGGGUAAGGGGCAGAAUGGCGUAGUGUGCCGCGUGUUCCCAGACCGUAACAUUCAACUUGCAACGCCAAGGCAUGAGUGCGCGGCUCGUGUAUUCCCCAGACCGUAACAUUCAACUUGCAACGCCAAGGCAUGAGUGCGCGGCUCGGAGUUACUGUACCAAGACAUUGCUGACUUGCUGGCAGGCUGGAACGUCAAUGGGGGGGGGGGGACUGUGCGCGUUCGGUGGUACAUGGGAGACAGGAGGGACAGUCCGUUUUGAUGGAUGGGAGGGGACGUUCAUAAUAUGCUGACGCGCAUUCCUCACGCUCCGGGCGCCCGGCCAGGCGAAAGCACCACACAGACAGUAUGCGACGCUGAGUGGUAGCGCACCUGCAAUCAGGCGACCGACGUCCACGGAUGAGCACUGAUGAAAGACAACCUCGUAAUGCGAGCAGCGUGCAGCAAAGCAAUGGCCGGGCGACAGUGUGGCAAGCAAGGGCAAGAACAGGGCGCGGCAAGGCAGAAGAGGGAGCCUGAAUUGUGCC
Messenger RNA from Chlamydomonas reinhardtii, 2158 nucleotides. RefSeq lists its product as uncharacterized. Lineage: Eukaryota; Viridiplantae; Chlorophyta; Chlorophyceae; Chlamydomonadales; Chlamydomonadaceae. Bases 253 to 462 code for a protein of 69 amino acids. The transcript has 2 exons. The record is from RefSeq and is a predicted model, not a curated record.